This is a messenger RNA of Alligator sinensis (Chinese alligator), 1813 nucleotides long. It is a transcript of the gene IRX3, whose product is annotated as iroquois homeobox 3. Gene Ontology annotation, molecular function: DNA-binding transcription factor activity, RNA polymerase II-specific; RNA polymerase II cis-regulatory region sequence-specific DNA binding. The record is from RefSeq and is a predicted model, not a curated record. Gene Ontology annotation, cellular component: nucleus. Gene Ontology annotation, biological process: cell development; regulation of transcription by RNA polymerase II; neuron differentiation. NCBI's taxonomy places the organism in Eukaryota, Metazoa, Chordata, Crocodylia, Alligatoridae. The transcript is spliced from 5 exons. The coding region runs from base 465 to 1502 and encodes 345 amino acids.
AAAAAAAGCUAGUGACAAACCCAGGGAGAGAGCUCUGGGCUUGAGAGAGAGAGAGAGAGAGAGAGAGAGAGAGACUUAAAAGAAAUAGGAGGGGCUUGCGAGAGACUAGAAAUGUCAAUCAGAGCCCGGAGUCCCAAUAAUCUCAGGCAAUCUGUUAGGACCUGACCUAGGUCCACUCAGAUCAAUAGGAAAAGUGAGAGAAGAAAGAAGCGAUCGGAUCGUUUACAGCAGCGGGCAGAGAGAGGAGGAAGCCCACGGCCUUUUGAACACCCCUCUCUUCCCCUCCCCCCCACCCUGGUCUGCAAGAGUUUGCGGAAGGCACUGAAAAGUGCAGACAGCCAGAAAGGGCGAGCAAGCCAGCUCCCUCCUCUCCUGCAGCCCUUCUACUUUCUCUCCUUUCUCUCUCUCCUUUUCUCUUCCCCCCUCUCCUCCUUUCCCCCCUCCCCUGCCCCCCUCUCCCCACCAUGUCUUUCCCCCAGCUGGGCUACCAGUAUAUCAGGCCGAUUUACCCCUCUGAUCGGCAGGGGAGCGGCGGCUCCCGAAGCGGGACGGAGCUCACCCCGUCCGGGGCGCUCUCUAACGUGCUCUCCUCCAUGUACGGAGCGCCCUACGCGGCGGCGGCGGCAGCUCAAGGAUACGGGGCUUUCCUGCCUUACACCGCCGAGCUCCCCAUCUUCCCGCAGCUGGGCGCCCAGUACGAGCUGAAGGACGGCCCGGGAGUGCAGCACCCCGCCUUCCCGCACCACCACCCCGCCUUCUACCCCUACGGGCAGUACCAGUUCGGGGACCCGUCGCGGCCCAAGAACGCCACCCGCGAGAGCACCAGCACGCUCAAGGCCUGGCUUAACGAGCACCGCAAGAACCCCUACCCCACCAAGGGCGAGAAGAUCAUGCUGGCCAUCAUCACCAAGAUGACCCUCACGCAGGUCUCCACCUGGUUCGCCAACGCCCGGAGGCGGCUCAAAAAGGAGAAUAAAAUGACCUGGGCCCCCCGCAGCCGUACGGACGAGGAGGGCAACUCCUACGGCAGCGACCACGAGGGGGAAGAGGACAAGCGGGAGGACGAGGAGGAGAUCGACCUGGAGAACAUCGACACCGAGAACAUCGAGAGCCACAAGGACGAGCUGGAGGACGAGCUGCAGGACGCCGACCUGCUGCACUCAGACGCCAAGACGGACUCCGAGGGCUCCGACGGCUUCGAGGACCUGCCCGGCGCGGACGAGCGCUUCCUCAAGGCCCAGCCCGGCCUGGCUAGACAGAUACCCGCCUGCUGGCUCCCUGCACCCGACGGGCUUUGCCAGGGGAGAGGCUUUUCUGCUUGCUUUUUUGUUAGCUCGGCGGCAGGGCCCAGGCCCGGGCAGGGCUGGCUCUGGCUGCGCGAUCGAUCUAGUGCCUUGGAAGUAGAGAAAAAGUUAAUAAAGACAGCUUUCCAGCCAGUUCAGAGGCGGCCCCAGAACCAACUUGAUGCAGCUAUGGUUCUAUCCGCGUUGUCAUCAUCAUAGUUAAUUUUUUUAUUGUUGUUGUAAUGAUUGUAAAAAAAUCUGUAUAGUUACAACUUGUAAGCAUGUCCGUAUAUUAAAAUUAAAAAAAAAGAAAGAAAAGAAAAGAAACCGCUUCUGUACUCUCCUCUGAAUUAGCUGAGUGUGUGAGGUUUUUUUUUUUUUUUUUUUUUUUUUGGAAGUCCAGUGAGAAUUAGGUGUCUCGAAUUUUUUUUUUGUAUAUACAGUAAAAAAUGUACAUAUGUGUGAACCAAAUUGUACAAGAAAGUAUAUAUUUUUGGCUAAUAAAUAAACUGUUGCCACUUUGACUACAC